Messenger RNA from Drosophila suzukii, 2869 nucleotides. It is a transcript of the gene Pop1, whose product is annotated as POP1 ribonuclease P/MRP subunit. Gene Ontology annotation, cellular component: nucleolar ribonuclease P complex; ribonuclease MRP complex. The record is from RefSeq and is a predicted model, not a curated record. Lineage: Eukaryota; Metazoa; Arthropoda; Insecta; Diptera; Drosophilidae. Gene Ontology annotation, biological process: tRNA 5'-leader removal.
GAAAACACCAAAAUACAAAAUAAACACGUGCCGCUCGGUUUGUUUUGCCCCGGGACGGUCCUUAAUUUGACUUUAGAUCUCUUUGGGCGAUCCCAGAUGAGCACCCAGAAGCUGGAGUACGACGCAGCCGUGGGCGGUCGCGUGACCCUACCGUCGCACGUGACCACGUACCACUACGCGGCCGGGGCGCUGCAGGAGAUCCGGAACCUGGUGGCCGACUGCCAGGAGACGACGCAGCGGAGCAGCAAGCUGAUCUUCCAGACGCUGCCCAAGCACAUGCGCCGCCGGGCGAUGUCGCACCACCCGAAGCGCCUGCCGCGCAAGUACCGCCAGGCGCACAAGUCCCAGAUGGGCAAGGGCGGCAACCAGCCCGUGAGUAGCAAACGCCCCUCGAGAAAGUACCGUCGGCGCCCCAAGAACCUGAUGCGGGAGUACGUGCGGCGGCAGAGGCGCCAAGUCUGGCUGGAGACGCACAUCUGGCACGCGAAGCGGUUCCACAUGGUUGACCGCUGGGGCCACCGACUGGCCUAUGCCAGCUGCGACAAGACCUACCGCGCCUGCUAUCGCGCCAGCUCGGAGCACUGUCUGCUGCAGGACAUCUCGUUUUACUGCUGCGUGGAGCUGCGAGGGUCCUUGGACCUCCUGCGGAAGGGAUUCGACCGGCUAACCAGUCCGCAGUGCGGGGUGGGAAUCACGGCCAGAACGUUUUUAAGUGGGCGACGCGAGGGCAGCGUGGAGCUGUUCAAGGACGGCCGCUAUCCGCAUGGAGGUCUGCAGCGGGCCAGCUUCAUGUGGCGGCCACGGGGGACAGAGGAGGACCAGGAAGAACACACGCUCUGGCUGUGGUUGCAUCCCAGUGGCGCCCAAGCCACUCUGGAGGAACUGAUCAGCGUGUUCCAGCUUAAGUCCACAAAACAACAAGUGUUGCCAUUGAAGGAGGAAGAGGAGGAGCAAAAGAUGGAGGUUGAGUCAGAGGAGUUGUCCAAGGGAAAGCAAGAGAAUCUCAGCGAGAAGAGCCAAGGCAAGGGCAAGUUACAACAGGAAAACUUCACGAAGAAGUCGAGCCAAAAUAACCUUCGCUUUUGGACACAAACAAAAGCCUUGGAACUACAGCCCAGUUACUCCAACUCCGAGAACACCCUCCGAUUGGUAGCGCUGCAGCGGGAGUUCAAUCGUUUCCGCUUGACAGGCCCCAGAGCGCAACGCGUUUUGCUUGCAAGCUUGCGUCCGUAUCAACAGGGGGAGCUCCAGGAUCAAGCCAACUACUGUCAGUCAGCCUUGCAGCUGAGCUCGCCCGCCGAACUGCUUUCCAACCUGGUGAUGGGCCACCAGGUGGUGGAUCCGCGCCUACAGCGACCGAAAAAGCGCACGAAAACAGAGGGGAAAGCGCCGCAGACGCUCUCCGCCGGCGAUCUUCUCGUGGACCAGCCAAAGAGUCUGCCCGAAAGUCCAUUGUGGAGCGAGGAGGCGAGGAAACGGCUGUCCCAGAACAUCAUGUCCACGCACACGUACGAUCAGCUGCGUCAACAGCAUGCCGUGGUGCCUGGUGCUCCCUGUGCCUUCGAACAGAAAAUGCAGGCGGUUCCUUUGAUUCUCGUUCAAAGACCGGGCUCCCAAGACCCCAGAUACAAAAGACUGGCCUACGGUUCCGGCUGGGAUGUGAUUGCGCCGGCUGGAUACGGCAUGGCGCUUUGGUUGACGCUCACCAUGUGGGGUGCAAGGCCGGGCGGGUUGAGGGAACUGGAUUCAGUGGCUAGGGAGGCGGGCGCCGAGAUGCAUUUGCCGGAUACAAUAGUAGGACUCCAGCAAGCUGCGGCUGCAGCGGAUGAGCACCGUGUCAGCUACUUCCGGAUGCCGCCCAAUAAGCGCACCAACUACCGAAGACUGGCGGUGGUCAGUCCGUUCAGUGCUCCCUGGAAGUACUUAGUGCGCGACUGGCGUCCACCUUCCAGUUCUGCCAGCGGACCAUCAUUCUAUGUGCUGCGCCAUCGCCAGCAGCUGGAGGAGAUUGCCGAGAGCAUUCGACAACGUAGACCGCUACCGGAGCCACUGCCCGAUGAGGCACUCGUGCAGAUCCAACUCCGGCUUGUAUCCCGUGGUUAUGUAAAAAGCAACGCCCUGAUUUGCCUGCCCACGGCAGUGGAUCACAUGCAGCGUUGGCGACAGAUUAAGCGCGUUGACCAGGCCCCGGUCUACGUUGAGCCACUGCAACCGGAUUUGAAUGAACAGUUGCGCAAGGAUCUGCGCCAGAGUCACAAGCUGAAGCUGAAGCGAUUACGGUCGGGGAGGGUGCGUGAAAAGCGGAAGCUUCAGGAGACUGCCACCCGUCGGGUUCACAUACGGCCAGCAAACACAGCCCAUCUGGUUCAUGCCCAGCUGCAGCAGAUGUGCCAGCUAUGGCUGCCGACCGAUCCGGCGGAGAUGCGCGACAGCGUGCGCCGACAAUGUAGCCGCCAAGUCUUCGGCUAUGUGAGCUCGGCCGGCUUCAGCUUUACGGAGGCCCUUGUCUGUGCCGUGGGAUACGUCACCCCCGCUGGUCUGCAGCAGCUCGUCGGGGAGCUGCCAAACUCCAGGGGUCACCAGAAACCGCCCCUAAUGUGCCUGCUGCGCGACCCGGAUAGCCGGGACUACCGCUGGGCCAGCUUCCAGAUCAAUCUGAAUGUGGCUAGUCCAGCCUUUUAGUCUUAUAUUAAUACUUCUAGUUGUUAGCCAACUAUCACUGAGUAUUAAUUACUAAGUUCUGCGAUGCUAAGUUUUCAAGAAAACCUGGCUUUAAAGCAAGGUGAACCAAAUCUAAUUUUACUUGGCUACUGAUUCGUAUACCUUUAAAUAUUUUUUAAAGUCUGCAUUUGAAUUUUGGCAAAAAAAA